ACCACUACAAAGAGCGUCUUCCUCAAAAUGGGCCUCUUUAGCUGACUUGCUUGCGUCUAUGGAAUGAAGUCAAGCACGAGGGCACAAAGAUAUAUGACGCACGAGGGCACAAAGAUAUAUGACGCCAUUCCUUGGAAUUCAAUAAAGCAGUUUGACAUUUCUCCGCCACCCCCACCCUAUAUAAACCUCUACCCAUUUCCACAUAAACCACCAUCACCACCACUACAAAGAGCGUCUUCCUCAAAAUGGGCCUCUUCAAAAGCCUCUCCAUUUCCUCCUUCCUUCUCAUCACCCUCUUCUUCACCUCCGCCCAUGCAGCCAUUUUCAAUAUCCAAAACCGUUGUUCCUACACAGUUUGGGCAGCAGCUGUGCCGGGUGGGGGUAGGCGCCUCGACCCGCGUCAGUCCUGGAGCUUGACUGUGAACCCUGGGACAACUGGAGCCCGUAUUUGGGCCCGGACCGGCUGCAGCUUCAAUGGGGCUGGGCGUGGGCGUUGUCAGACCGGGGACUGCGGUGGCGUCCUCCAAUGCACAGCCUAUGGUGCACCCCCCAACACCUUGGCUGAAUUCGCACUUAACCAGUUCAACAACCUGGACUUCUUUGAUAUAUCCUUGGUCGAUGGGUUUAAUGUGCCUAUGGCUUUUAACCCUACCUCCAAUGGGUGCUCCCGUGGAAUACGGUGCACGGCCAACAUCGUGGGACAGUGCCCCAAUCAGCUCCGAGCUCAGGGUGGCUGCAAUAACCCAUGCACCGUUUUCAAGACCGAUCCGUACUGUUGCAAUUCCGGGAGCUGUGGCCCUACAGAUUACUCAAGGUAUUUCAAGACUAGGUGCCCUGAUGCUUACAGCUACCCUAAGGAUGAUCAAACCAGCACCUUUACAUGCCCUGGUGGUACCAACUAUGAUGUUAUCUUCUGCCCAUAAAGCCUCUAUUAACUAUAGUAUGCAUGUACUCGCUAGUCCAAACUACUAGGGUGCUUUUGAGUCCAAAAGCCUAGAGGAAUAAAUUUGAAUAAAUUUGAGCACAUGUAUGUGUACUACAUGCGAUCGUGUAACAAAAUUUCUAAGCUAGUUGAAGAAAUGGAUGUUUUUACGAGGGAUUUUACCGAUAUUA
Vitis vinifera (wine grape) is the source of this 1113-nucleotide messenger RNA. RefSeq names its product thaumatin-like protein. Gene Ontology annotation, biological process: defense response. The transcript has a single exon. The record is from RefSeq and is a predicted model, not a curated record. Bases 246 to 923 code for a protein of 225 amino acids. NCBI's taxonomy places the organism in Eukaryota, Viridiplantae, Streptophyta, Magnoliopsida, Vitales, Vitaceae. Gene Ontology annotation, cellular component: extracellular region.